Molecule: messenger RNA, 494 nt
Organism: Scomber japonicus (chub mackerel)
Lineage: Eukaryota; Metazoa; Chordata; Actinopteri; Scombriformes; Scombridae
Product: C-C motif chemokine 22-like
Exons: 3
Coding region: 21-371 (116 amino acids)
Biological process (GO): immune response
Cellular component (GO): extracellular region
Molecular function (GO): chemokine activity
Source: RefSeq, a predicted model, not a curated record
UCAGUCUCUGUCGGGGAACCAUGAAGACGCUGCCGACUCUCAUAUUUCUGGCUCUGAUCUGCUUUUUGCAUCACAGCUCUGCUGCAGGUCCGCUUGGUCCAGAGCUGGUCUCUGCCGAACCAUGCUGUCCAGACUUCAAUCGAAGGUUAAUCCCUAAGUCAAAGGUGAAACAUGUGGCGAUGACAUCAAAUAGCUGUAAAACCACAGCAAUUGUAGUCACAACUGUGUGUGAUAAGAAGUCUUGUCUUGAUCCCGACUGGCCAUUUGCGAAGAAACUGUUGGUAGAGUUUGAGAAGGCAACUGAUAACAACAAGUCACUUUCUGCCCCUUUCAACACAACCAAGUGUGACGAACCAAAGAAACAGCAGUAAUCCAGUGUGUGAAUGCUGUUCCUUUGUUCACCGUAAUUACGUGUAAAUUAUGUAUUUCAUUGGUUGUUAUAACUGAUAAUCAAUUAUGAUUACACAGAAAAGUAUCUUUGAAUGUUAACUUUU